Molecule: messenger RNA, 2694 nt
Organism: Trichomonas vaginalis G3
Lineage: Eukaryota; Parabasalia; Trichomonadida; Trichomonadidae
Product: RH04127P family
Exons: 1
Coding region: 1-2694 (897 amino acids)
Molecular function (GO): protein binding
Source: RefSeq, a predicted model, not a curated record
AUGGAUUCUUCUGAGUUUAUUGAAAUGAAGGAUCCUAAUUUAGGCAAUAAUCCGACAGAUGAAGAGAUUGCUGAAUAUGCUCAGUGGCUCGGAGCUGAUCCAGAAACUGAUCAAGAUUUAUAUUGGAUUGCUCGUGAAGCUUUGACAGUUCCUCUUCCUGCUGGAUGGAAAAUUUACCAGCGCAAAGAUGGAACGGGUGAUCCUUUCUAUUUUAAUUCUCGAACUGGUGAAUCUUUAUGGGAUCAUCCUCUCGAUGAGCAGUUUAAACAAUUGUUUAUCAAGGAAAAAGCUAAAAAAGAAGCAUUAAAAUCAUCACCUCAAACUUUCCGUCCAACUGCUGCUUUAGGAAAAGCAAUUUCAGAAAAUAACGAAGAAACUAAGAAAGAAAAGUCCCCAGUAAAACAAGACUUACCACCGACAUCACUUGGAUUAUCUCCUACAGACGAAGAUUAUGAAGAGGAAGAGGAAUCUGGCGCUGAAUUUGAAUUUGAAUCAAAUCUCGAUGAACUCAACAAAGAUAAUACAAACAAUAAAGAAAUCAAUAAUGUACAAGAAAAACAACUCAAAGAAAUGAAAGAACUCAUUGAAAAUCAUCAAAAUAAUAUUAAUAAGAUAAGGGAACAGCAAGCUGCAGAACAAAAUGAACUAAAUGGUCAAAUAGCUCAAUUACAAGCUGAAAAAGAACGAAUUCAAAAACAAAUAAAUACAAUUAAAGAAGAAAAUUCAAAACAAAUCGCUCAACUGAAAUCUGAUCAUGAAAAAGCAUUAAAAGAAGAAAAUGACAAUUUCCAAAAGCAAUUGAAUGCUCAAAAAUCACAAUUUACUAAAGAAUUAAAUAAAUUAAAGGAAGAUCAAAACAAUUCUGCAGUAAUUAAAUCACAACAAUCACAAGAAAUACAAAAAUUAAAUGAGCAGCAUGAAAUUUCCAAGAAGAAGCUAUUAUCAAUGCAAACAGAUGAAAUUAAUAAAAUUAAAGCUGAACAUGAGAAAGAGAAAAGCAAUUUGAUACUAUCAUUUGUAAAUGAGAUAACAGAUAUGAAGAAUAAGCAUGAAAACGAACUCCAAAAUCUUAAAAAGGAACAUGAUUCAGAGAAAAAGAAAUUAACUGACCAAAACAAUAACGAUAUUAAACAACUCAAAGAAAAGUUUGACUCCGAAAUCAAGAAAUUAACUUCUGACCAUGAAAAUGCUUUAAAGGAAGAAAACAAUAAAUUUGAAUCCCAAAAACACAAAUUUGACCAAGAAUCAUCAUUAACAUCAACAGAAACUACAGAUGAUAUUAGACAGCAAUAUGAAGAUCAAAUUCUUGAAAUGAAAAUGAAAUACGAAGAACAAAUUAAAUUAUUAAAGAAGAAAAUGAAUUCAAAGGCCAAUGAAUCACGUCAAAUCAAAGCUCUAUCAGAUAGUCAUGACCAAAAUAAAAGAGAUCUUGAAGACCAAUUUGAAGAAGAAAUUCAAUCAAUUAACCUUCAGCAUCAACAAGAAAUUAAUAAACUUAAGAGACAAAAUCAACGAAUAAUCCAACAGAAAAAUGCUGAAAUGACAGAAAAGCUCAAUAAUCUUAAUGAAGAGUUUGAAAAUCUUAAAUCCGAACAAGAAAUGCAAAACAAAGAAAUGUUGGAUCAGUUGAUGACAAAGCAUAAGAAGAUGGUGACAAAACUGAAGAAACAAAAUCAAGAACAAAUUAAUUCAAUUAAAGAAGAACACGAAGAAGAGAUUGAAAAAUUGGAAGAAGAUCAUCGAAAACAACUUGAUAAAAUGAAGCAAAAGAAUACUAAAGAAAUAGAUCGUCAAAAAGAAGAAUUUGAAAAACAAUUAAUGUCAAUACAACAAAAAGCAGAGAAUAGUUAUACAAAUUCAAAUACUAACAUUAAGCCAAUCACAAAUAGAAAUUAUUAUAAAUAUUCAACAGUUUGCUUUUCUCAAUGGCCAACAUCAAGAUCUAAUAAUCUUAUUAUUAGUGAUCUCGUUUGCGCGUGUUCAAAUAACAGAAUUCCCUUUUAUUCAUUUGAUGAAAAAAUUAUUUUCUCAGCAAUACCUAGAAACACAUCUGACCUUCCAGAUUCCAUACCAUUAUCCAUUCCACCUGCUCCUAUAUCAUCGAGAAUGCAGGAUAGACCAACACCAUUGCAAAUCUCGCAAUCUGCGCUUGGAAUGCCAUAUCAGAGGACAGAUCCUUUAUAUCCAGGAUCUCCAAUGGAUGUCAUAUCAUCCCCCGCAAUUUCAUCAAGAAUAUCUAAGUCAAAAUCCAAAGCAUCAAAGACUUCUGACCAAUUUGACAACACAUGCAACCAAAUUAUUGAUAAAAUGCAACUACAAUCAAAUGAUAUCAUGAAUAUUACACAAGGAUUCAAGAAUUUAGUUUCAGAUCAAAAUCGUGAAAUGAGUAGAUUAUCGAUGGAUUUCCAACAACAAUCAGCAUCAAUUUCCAGGGCUAUAUCAGGUUCAUUAUCACAGAUCGAGAGUAGUUUUAGAGAUGCUGUUUCCCAGCUAUCAACUGCUCAUACACAUCAAGUAAUUGCUCCACCAGUAUCUGCUGGAACUAAUUUCGGAAAAAUCGGAAGAAGAAAUUUAAUUAGAUACCAACGUGACAGCGAGUUUCAAGAUGAAUCAACAGAAAGUGCAUUAGAAAGUGAUUCGUCAGAUGGUGCAUUCAUGUAUGAACCAAAAACUAGAAUGACAAAGCGGAUAUAA